UGAGAAGAGUGAUCCAGGCCUGGUCAGCCAGAGUUAUUGCCCUGAAUGGAGACACCCCAAAAAAGCUGUUUUGAACAUUGGAACUCAAUCGCAGGGUGAAUCUAAGUUGUAUCAGGAAGCUUUAACUUGUAAGCCACUGGACCUAUCUUCUCCAAUACUUCAAUUGCUCGACAGAGAUCAUCUCCCUGCUCCUACGUAUCCCCAGGAGUCGCAGGAGCCAGGAUUUGCAGAGGGGCUAGGGUUGCUGGGUGAGGCGCGCUCAGUGAGCGUGGUGGGAAGAAGGUGGACGGGGGGUUGCGCUGCACGGAUCUAG
Molecule: messenger RNA, 313 nt
Organism: Sphenostylis stenocarpa
Lineage: Eukaryota; Viridiplantae; Streptophyta; Magnoliopsida; Fabales; Fabaceae
Source: the annotation of a GenBank genome assembly